This is a messenger RNA of Micropterus salmoides (largemouth bass), 2397 nucleotides long. Its product is annotated as inositol-trisphosphate 3-kinase B. Gene Ontology annotation, cellular component: nucleus; cytoplasm. The coding region runs from base 170 to 2017 and encodes 615 amino acids. The transcript is spliced from 8 exons. NCBI's taxonomy places the organism in Eukaryota, Metazoa, Chordata, Actinopteri, Centrarchiformes, Centrarchidae. Gene Ontology annotation, molecular function: inositol-1,4,5-trisphosphate 3-kinase activity; inositol tetrakisphosphate kinase activity. The record is from RefSeq and is a predicted model, not a curated record. Gene Ontology annotation, biological process: inositol phosphate biosynthetic process.
CUGUGGCACUGCUAACUAGAUAAAGCUUUGGAAACUUAAAAACGUCACUGCAUGCAAAAUAUGGCAGUAGCAGGGAGAACGGGAGAGGGACGUAACUCACUGCCAGGCACAGAGCUUUCUAACACAGAAAACAGGUAGAAGACACCGGCAAGAAGCUCAUGGUGGGCCCAUGGAGGAGAUUCACCAUCCACGCUGCACACUCGACAAAAAGAUGGACGUGACGGAUGACAACCACAUGGAGGGAAUGAAGAUGGAGAUAGAGAAUAAGCAAACUUUGGAUAAAGACUUUUCUCCCAAGCUAUCAGAUGAGACCUGCCAGCAUCUGACAUUCAGUGAAGGGCCUUCCAGUAGCUGCAGGAGGUUCAGACUGAGAUCCAGACCCAAACUCCAAUCCACAAAAAGUUUCCCCCCUUACAGUCAGCCUAUAGGUGGACUCGGAGAGGACCAGGACCAGGACAAUGAGCUCAAUUCAGAGUCAAGCAUUACUCACCAACACUCUCUCAGACAAGAUGAUAUGAUGUGGGAAGACGGGAGUGAGUUAGUUCAAGGAAAGGAAAAAAAAGAGGACUUUGAGUUGAAUGCAAGAUGUGCAAGGGAUGAUGUGAAGGCAAAAUGGAGGAUGAGGAGGAAAGAGAGGGUAUGGGGGAGCUAUGAAGUUGAUCCAGAUAGAUGGGAGAGUGUAAGGUGGAGCGGGAAAAGAACAGUGGAAGGGAUUGAAAAAGAGAGGGACCAUGCUGAUAAGGGAAGGGAAGGAUGUACUAACAGCGAGCGGAAACACUGUAGAGGUAUAAACUCCAGUACUGAGAUAGAGAGAAAAGAAGAGGAGGAUCAAGAGAGGAAGGAAACUCCUGUCUCAGAAACAGAGGGACAGAAUGAGGGGAAGGAUGAAGAGGCAGAUGUGCUGCUGGGAAUGAGAGGGGGCUCCACGACACCUCAGAGGGCCUCCCCACAUCCAAUCCUCUCCAAGCUUCUGCAGUCCUCGUCCUCCAACUCCUCCUGCUCCUCCAUCAGCCUCUCCUCAGCAGAGAGCGAUGAGGUCUUCAGCGAAGGAGAGGAUGCUAUCUCAAAAAGGCAGACAUUCAGGAAGUGCCGCUCCUGGAAAACAUAUCUGACCAUGAUGCACUGGUCGAUGCAGCGGCAGAGCUCCUGGGUCCAGCUGGCUGGACAUCAAGGUAACUUCCAGCUGAGUGAGGGAGGGGAGGUUUUGAAACUGUACAAUGAAACUGAGGCAAAGUGCCUGGACUGUCUGAUGAGAGACAUGCUGAGACCCUUUGUCCCACAGUACCACGGUUUGGUCACCAGGGGGGAGCACUGCUACAUCCGCCUGGAAGACCUGCUGAGUGGCCUGCGGAGACCAGUCAUCAUGGACUGCAAGAUGGGAGUACGGACGUACCAGGAGGAGGAAGUGACUAAAGCCCGGGCCAAGGCCACCCUGCGCAGUGACAUGUACCAGAAGAUGGUGAAAAUAGACCCGUCGGCGCUGUCAGCGGAGGAGCACGCUCAGAAAGGAGUGACCAAGUGGCGAUACCUUCAAUGGAGGGAUACGACCAGUUCUACGUCCACGCUGGGCUUCAGGAUAGAGGGCAUCAUGAUGGAGGACGGCAGCGUCCAUCGGGACUUUGGGAAAAUUCUGACUUUAGCUCAGGUCACGGAGGCAUUGCUGUUCUUCACCAGGAGUCAGCUGGACAUCCUGAAAGCAUACCACUCCAGACUCUUGGCCCUGAGUGAUGCACUGAAAAAUUCACUGUUUUUCAGAACCCAUGAGGUGAUCGGCAGCUCGCUUCUCUUUGUCCACGACCACCACAGAAGGGCCAGUGUGUGGAUGAUAGACUUUGGUAAGACGACCCAACUGCCUGACACGAGCGAGCUCCAGCAUAACGUCCCGUGGGCCGAAGGGAGCAGAGAAGAUGGCUACCUCAUCGGUCUGACCUCGCUCAUCACUUCUCUGAGCCAGGCCAUCAGUGUGGCCUCCUGGCAGCAGGAGGACAGCUGUGGAGGAGAAAAGAGUGUCAUAUGACAUUGAGACACCCCUUAAAACAACACUCAAAUUCAGGAUCAGGUGGACAAAAUGGUUUGCUGUUACACUUUAAACUGUUGCCUCUUUUCAUACUCUGGAAGUGACAGAAGAGGAGGAUUUAUUUAUGGGGAAUCUGUCUUCACGGGCUGAGGAGAGAAACGAGGGAAUACAAUUUAGCUAAAGUACACAGAAAUCUGAUGUCGUUUUACUGGUAAUGUAACAGUGGAGAGAGUGUUUUAUCACAAAGAUUUUAAGAUUUAAGAGACUUUCUCUGCUUUUCUAUUACAUUAUUUUAUUUUUUAUUUGUUGGGUUCAAAGUUCUCACAUGUUGCAACGCAUCUUAAACGUUCCAAGUAAAAUAAACAAUGAAUGCCUCUGUC